UGGCAAUGAGAUUUGGCUAACUCUCGCUUUUGAUACGCUAUUACCAAUUCGCACAAAAUAUAUAUAGCAUUUAGUAUCCGCUUGCUCCGGUCUUCUUUGUCUUCCUGAACAUCGACGUCACUGCCCAUACCAAGUUUGACAAUGCUCGCCACUACCCUCUCCCUCAUCGCCCUGGCCAUGCCAGGAGCGUCUGCUAUGACGCAAGCCAUGGAAGUCAAGCACGCGCUCUCUUCCGUCCCAGCCGGCUGGCAGCACAAGCAUGCCGCUGCCGACGACGCAAAGCUUACUCUGCACGUUGGUUUGAAGGAGAACAACCUCGACAAGCUGCAGGAGCGUCUGCUUGAGAUCAGCGACCCUUACCACGGUGAUUACGGAAAGCACUUGACCCGACAGGAGAUUGAGGCUCUUACUCGCCCCAGCGAUGAGACCAUCUCCAACGUCCAAGCGUGGCUCAAGUCUCACGGAGUGACUGUUGAUGGCCCUGUCAACAGCGGCUUCCUUAAGAUUCGCGCCACUGUCGAGCAGGCCAACAAAAUGCUCGAUACUACCUAUGGUGUCUUCCAUAACGAGGCCCGAAACAGAAGCUCGCUACGCACUACUAGCUACAGUGUGCCCGUUAGCCUGCGCAAGCACAUCACCACCAUUCAGCCUACAACGCUGUUUGCCAACAUGGUAAUGACACCAAGUGAGGGUGCAUUGGCAGCCAGAGACAAUGCCAAGGUUGACAACCGUGCUGCUGGCACCUGUUCAAACGGCGUCGUUACUCCCGCUUGCAUCAACAAGUCGUACAACAUCACCUACACUCCUACCAGCAAAAAGUCCCUCCUCGGUGUCACUGGCUUCUUGAAUGAGCAUGCGUCCCAGAGCGACCUAACCAGCUUCCUCAAGACGUAUGGCCCCUCCGGCUCUGCAAAGGGCAACUUUUCUGUUGAGCUCAUCAACGGAGGCACCACGAGCGACGUUGGUACCGGUGAGGCUGACCUUGAUAUUCAAUACACGGUUGGACUUACCUGGCCCAUGAAGAACGUCUUCCUUUCCACUGGCGGCGAGCCACCAUACGACCCUAGCCAGGACAACCCCGAUAACGGCAACGAGCCGUACCUCGAUUUCCUCAGCUACUUGGCUACCAAGGAUAACAUCCCCCAAACCAUCAGCUCGUCUUACGCCGAUCAAGAAUUGACUGUCCCUCAAGACUACGCCGAGACAGUCUGCACCCAGUUCAUGAAGCUUGGUGCUCGCGGUACCACAUUCAUUGCCGGCUCUGGUGACGGCGGUGUUAGCGGUGCUCAACAAACCGACUGCCACCAGAAGGAUGGCAGCAUCGGCUUUGUCCCUACUUUCCCCUCCACAUGCCCUUGGAUCACCUCGGUUGGCGGAACGAACCCAGGCAGCACUGAAACAGCUGAUAGAAUUUCGACUGGUGGCUUUUCCAACUACUUCCCCACGCCCGACUACCAGGCCGCUGCCGUCAAGGGAUACUUGGCCACAUUGGGCAACACCAACCAGGGUUUGUACAAUGCAUCAGGCCGUGGAUUCCCCGACGUCGCUGCGUUCUCCGAGGGCUUCCGCAUCGUUCUUAAAGGUCGUGACGUCGGCAUUGGCGGUACCAGCGCCGCGACUCCUACCUUUGCCGCUGUCGUAGCUCUUCUCAACGACUACUUGCUCUCCCAGGGCAAGCCUACUCUCGGUUUCCUUAACCCCUUCCUCUACAGCAAGGGAGUCGCUGGUCUGAAGGAUAUCACCAGUGGUCACAGCUACGGCUGCGGUACCAAUGGCUUUUCAGCAGUUAAGGGAUGGGACCCCAUUACUGGUCUAGGAACCCCCAACUUUGGCAAGCUUAAGUCCCUUGUCUAAGAGGCGGUCGAUCUUGGGACAAGUAUACGUACAGAGGUGACUGUCACAUGU
Messenger RNA from [Torrubiella] hemipterigena, 1905 nucleotides. The record is from the annotation of a GenBank genome assembly. NCBI's taxonomy places the organism in Eukaryota, Fungi, Ascomycota, Sordariomycetes, Hypocreales, Clavicipitaceae.